CGGAGCCCCUUAUACUUCCACUAUGAUCCUGACAGGAACGAAGGAAGGAAGAGAAAGAGGGAUGAACGCCACUCACGCCGGGACGCAGAGUAGAGGCCAGAGAUUCGAGUGAGCGUCGUGAACGAUCGUUGAACAGACCCGAGUUGUUCGCGGUUCUCCGUUGGAAUCGAGUAUCUCUGACAGAGGAGAAGAAAACGGAAGCGUAGUGUCGCCGUGAUAACUCGCGAAAGGGAUUGAACGAUAUAAGUGGAGAAGAAGGAAGAGGCAGAAGAAGAACCGAAGAGGAGCAGUAACAGGUGGAACAGUUUUAGAGUAACCGGAGACGAUGGAUCAAGGUUUCCCAGGGCAACAUACCACCACGACCACUGUGACGACUACUACCACGACGACUCAGCCCAAUAUACGGUUCGACCCGUCAUAUGCGAGGACAUUGCCCGGCAUACUAAAAAUCGUACAAGUAGUACUAAAUCUCUUAGGAUUUAUAUGCAUAACAGUGUCGGUACACAGCAGUCACAGCCGGGGAGGAUGGUUCAAUACCGUGGCCAUGGGCGGCUUCUGGUUCACGGGCAUCCUUCUCGUUCUCUACCUGUUCCACAUUGUGGAGAAAUUCGCCAGGAUUCCUUGGCUUAAAAUUGAAUUUAUAUUCUGCACGAUAUGGUCCCUUUUCUAUUUACUGGCCGCUUCCCUGGCAGCUGACUUCGCGCGUUACACAGAGGCUUUCGGUGUUGCUGCGUUCUUCGGAUUUUGCGCAAUGGUGGCAUACGGUUACGACGCUUGGCUGAAGUUUAAGGCGGCAAAGAGCGGGGCGUUGGCGCAGGGCCAGCACACACCGAAACAAGUGUCCACCGUCACCAGUCCGGCGUAUUAGACAUCCAAGAGAGAAAAGGGCCCAUGGUAGGAUGGACCACAUCGAUUGAUCGAUUGAAUCGAUCGACUCAUAUCGUUACCUUUGUGCGGGGCCAGUUCUUUUUGUAAUUCCGGCGUGUUUCUCUCGCACGUGGAAUGUCAAUGGCACGUACGAUGUGCGUGCGUAGCGCGUGCUCGUGCGUAUGUAUGUAUGUCGUUUGUCCACGCCCGCGCACAUAUAUUCGACUUUCCUUUCGUCUUUUUUUUUGUACUCUGUAACAAGGCAAUAAUCUACACUACGCCGUAGUAUUAACUUAUAUUCUAAUAAGAAGAAGAGGGCGACGUGGCUGCGUGCGCGCUUUAUCCGAACAACGAUUGUUAAUAUUUUGUAAUA
This is a messenger RNA of Atta colombica, 1240 nucleotides long. RefSeq names its product CKLF-like MARVEL transmembrane domain-containing protein 4. The record is from RefSeq and is a predicted model, not a curated record. The coding region runs from base 326 to 868 and encodes 180 amino acids. The transcript is spliced from 5 exons. Lineage: Eukaryota; Metazoa; Arthropoda; Insecta; Hymenoptera; Formicidae. Gene Ontology annotation, cellular component: membrane.